This is a messenger RNA of Alternaria rosae, 1988 nucleotides long. RefSeq lists its product as uncharacterized. The coding region runs from base 184 to 1896 and encodes 570 amino acids. Gene Ontology annotation, cellular component: nucleus; catalytic step 2 spliceosome; U2 snRNP. Gene Ontology annotation, biological process: mRNA splicing, via spliceosome. The record is from RefSeq and is a predicted model, not a curated record. Lineage: Eukaryota; Fungi; Ascomycota; Dothideomycetes; Pleosporales; Pleosporaceae. The transcript is spliced from 2 exons.
CUUGUUAGCGCCAAGACAGUCUCUCAAUCUUUCGGCGCGAGCUCAGCAACUUCAACCUACACUCGACUUGUCGCGCAUCACCCUUUGCACCCACCCACAUCGCGCGAUUAUACACACGGACCGGGCCGCGCAUAUCACCAAACAUCACAAGUUUCAGUGUCGCGCCGCCCAAUCACCGCCGCCAUGUCAGGCGCAGUCGCAAAGGGCAAGAAGCAGGUGAACAAGAACGCCUAUCGCCGGGCGAAGAAGAAGCAACAGCGUUCUGAGACACCGUCGGAGGCCGCUGACUCUGCGCGUGAGAGCGAAUCUCCCGCACCCGAAAGCGACAGCAAUAACGAAGCACAGGCGGUCAAGCCCGCGAACCUUCUCACCGUUGACGAUAUCGCGAACCAGUACGACCUCGACGACCCCGUGUUUGAGGAAUAUAAGAGCGUCUUCGAGAAGUUCAGGGAGCCGACCGAGGAGGAAGCGGCGACCAAGGACGAAGAGAAGCCAGAAAUUUAUCUUUCCGACGACGACAUUCCCGACGAGGACGAAGACGAUGGCAAGCCCAAGCUCUCCAAGAAGCAGCGGAAGCAGAUGAAUAAGCUGUCGGUCGCGCAACUGAAGUCACUGGUCCCCCGGCCUGAGUUGGUCGAGUGGACGGAUGUGUCAUCUUCAAAUCCACAGCUGCUCAUCUCCAUCAAGGGAGCGAAGAACGUCAUACCAGUCCCGACCCACUGGUCGCUCAAGCGCGAGUACCUCUCAUCGAAACGCGGUAUCGAGAAGCCCCCGUUCGCUCUACCCAAGUUUAUCCAGGAGACUGGCAUUGCAGAGAUGCGCGAUGCAGUUUUGGAAAAGCAAGCAGACAUGACGAUGAGGCAAAAGCAGCGAGAGCGCGUCCAAGGAAAGCUCGGCAAGCUCGACAUCGAUUACGCAAAACUAUACGAUGCUUUCUUCAGGCGACAGACGAAGCCAGAGUUGACGCGGUACGGCGAGGUCUACUACGAGGGCAAGGAGUUCGAGACCAAUCUCGUCAAUCUCAAGCCCGGCGAGCUGAGCGAGGAGCUCCGCGAGGCUCUCGGAAUGAUGCCAGGCCAUCCACCCCCUUGGCUCAUCAACAUGCAGCGCUUCGGCCCUCCUCCAUCCUACCCGAACAUGCGCGUCCCUGGUGUAAACGCUCCGAUCCCUCCUGGUUCCUCCUGGGGCUUCCAGCCCGGCCAAUGGGGUAAGCCCCCGAUCGAUGACGCUGGCAAGCCACAAUUCGGAGGCGAUCUGUAUGGAACAGCCAUAUUGGAAGAGCAACAACAGCCUACUCAUGUCGGCGAGCCCGUAGAGCGUGGCAUCUGGGGUGCACUACGAGCCGAGGGCGAGAGUGAAGACGAGGAGAGCGACGAAGAAGAGGAGGAAGAUGAAGAUGACGAGGAGGGAGGCGACGAAGACGCUAGCGGCAUCCAGACAUCGAUGACAACAGCAUCUGCCAUGCCAUCAGAGAUUGGAGGAGCAGAGAGCAUCGGUGGAGAGUUCCAGCUCCGGAAGCAGCGGAAGGGAAUCGAGACGGAAGAGCCGGGUGUACCACGCAGUGCUGGCACAGUGCUUCCUGAGAAGAACAUCUCGGCAACUGGUUUCUUUGGCGGCGAGCACGCUUAUGACCUGGAUGCGGCUAGGCGCGACGCACUUGGACACGCUCAAAGGAAGCGCAAGGCUGGAGACAUCGACGUGUCGGUUGAUGUCGACCAGUUGGCAGAUAGCGACAAGCUUGAUAAGGACGCACUGAAGAAAGAGUAUGAGUCAAGGCAAAGAGCCGAAGCGCAAGGCCAAUGGCAGAGUAUUGAUCAAGAUGACUUGGCGGACAUGAUCAACCAGGAGAGCAGGAAGCGCGCGAAGCGGGAGGACGAGCGUAAGACCAGGCGCUAGGUCUGUUUGAUCAAGAGUCCGCAAAGGACAUGUGUUUUGUACAAAAGAUUACGGAUUGCAUUUUUCAAGAGCUCUGUGAGCGAACAGGCGUC